AUGUUUAGUGCGGGAGGAACACUUUGUGGCAUAUUAAUUUAUGCACAGAUUUCUGUAAUAGCUUCUUCAAAACUUGUUGAAAAUGAACCAAUAGUCAGAGUAAAUGAAGGUCAACUUAGAGGCACUGUUGAGACACUCGUAGAUGGAUCGUCCUCUUACAGUUUUAAAGGAAUACCCUUUGCUGCCCCACCUGUAGGAGAACUUAGAUUCAAGGCACCACAGCCGCCAAAGCCGUGGGAGGGUAUACGCGAUGCCUCUAAUUUCGGAUCUAUUUGUACUCAAUACAAUUCUACAUAUCAAGGCGAUGAAGACUGCUUAUUCCUUAAUAUCUACACCAAAUCUUUGGAUAAACACGCCAAAUUACCAGUCAUGGUGUGGAUUUAUGGGGGCUCUUAUUACGAAGGGUCGGGAGACUUUUUUACCCCUGACUUUCUUUUACAACAUGACGUUAUUUUAGUAACCUUCAACUAUAGGUUAGAGUUACUCGGUUUUUUGUCUCUUGAUAUACCAGAAGUGCCAGGAAACGCUGGGAUGAAGGACCAAGUGGCCGCGUUGAAGUGGAUCCAGCGAAAUAUAGAUAAUUUCGGCGGAGAUAAGAACAGUGUCACAAUAUUCGGAGAAAGUUCCGGAGCGUCGUCUGUUACACAUCACAUGCUAUCUCCGAUGUCUCAAGGGCUUUUCCAUAAAGUAAUAGCGCAAAGUGGAGCCUCGACUCACGACUGGGCUAUCGGCAGGGACCCCGUAGAGAGGGCCUUCAGAGCAGGCAAAAUCUUAGGCAUCGAAACUAAUGAUACCUAUGAAUUGCUCAAUUAUUUACGCGGCUUGGACGCCAGUGCCCUAACUAACCUGACUUUUUCAACCUUGACUGAAGACGAAAAGUACCGUGGUCUUCCUGAAAAGUUUAUCCCUGUGAUUGAAAAGAAGUUCCAUAAUGUCGAAGCUUUUCUCGAUGAAGAACCCAUUGAGACUUUAGUGGAGGGAUUUCCCCCCACAUCCUCAUUAGAGUUACCAGAAAUACCAUUAAUGCUUGGUUACAAUUCCGGAGAGGGUUUGAUCAUUGUCAAAGACCAUCUGACUAAGUUAGACGUGUAUAAUAACAAGCCAUCUUUCUACAUACAGCAAGAAGUCGCAGAGAGGCUCUCUGAUGAAAAAUUAGAAGAAUAUGGGGACAGAGUAAAGAGAUUCUACGUAGGAGACAGAAAUAUAACAAGUAAUGAUUUAGACGUUAUACGAGACAUUCUAACCGACAUUUAUUUCGUGUUUAACACGCAAAGAUUUGCUCAUCUAUACUCCUAUGUAUGUGAUUCUACGGUGUAUUUAUAUAGAUUCGGAUAUGAAACUGGCUUAAAUGUAAUAAAAAUUGCUUUGGGCCUAGAAAAUUUGAAAGGGGCAAGUCACGCGGAUGAGUUAUUUUAUUUAUUCUACAAUUAUUUAAACGAAGAUUCUUAUAAAAAUCAAGAAUUGAGGGAAAUCGUCUUUAAGGCACCACAACCACCAAAGCCGUGGGAGGGUAUACGCGAUGCCUCUAAUUUCGGAUCUAUUUGUACUCAAUACAAUUCUACAUAUCAAGGCGAUGAAGACUGCUUAUUCCUUAAUAUCUACACCAAAUCUUUGGAUAAACACGCCAAAUUACCAGUCAUGGUGUGGAUUUAUGGGGGCUCUUAUUACGAAGGGUCGGGAGACUUUUUUACCCCCGAUUUUCUUUUACAACAUGACGUUAUUUUAGUAACUUUUAACUAUAGGUUAGAGUUACUCGGUUUCUUGUCUCUUGAUAUACCAGAAGUGCCAGGAAACGCUGGGAUGAAGGACCAAGUGGCCGCGUUGAAGUGGAUCCAGCAAAAUAUAGAUAAUUUCGGCGGAGAUAAGAACAGUGUCACAAUAUUCGGAGAAAGUUCCGGAGCGUCGUCUGUUACACAUCACAUGCUAUCUCCGAUGUCUCAAGGGCUUUUCCAUAAAGUAAUAGCGCAAAGUGGAGCCUCAACUCACGACUGGGCUAUCGGCAGGGACCCCGUAGAGAGGGCCUUCAGAGCAGGCAAAAUCUUAGGCAUCGAAACUAAUGAUACCUAUGAAUUGCUCAAUUAUUUACGCGGCUUGGACGCCAAUGCCCUAACCAACCUGACCUUUUCAACCUUGACUGAAGACGAAAAAUACCGUGGUCUUCCUGAAAAAUUUAUCCCUGUGAUUGAAAAGAAAUUCCAUAGUGUCGAAGCAUUCCUCGAUGAAGAACCCAUUAAGUCUUUAGUGUACUCUAAUAAGUUGCCCAAAAUACCAUUAAUGCUGGGUUACAAUUCCGGAGAGGGUCUGAUCAUUGUCAAAGAUCAUCUGACUAAGUUAGACGUAUAUAAUAAUGUGCCAUCUUUCUACAUACAGCAGGAAGUCGCAGAGAGGCUCUCUGAUGAAGAAUUAGAAGAAUAUGGAGAAAGAGUAAAGAGAUUCUAUGUAGGAGACAGAAAUAUAACAAGUAAUGAUUUAGACGUUAUACGAGAUAUUCUAACCGACAUUUAUUUUGCGUUUAACACGCAAAGAUUUGCUCAUCUAUACUCCUAUGUAUGUAGGUCUAAUGUGUAUUUAUAUAGAUUCGGAUAUGAAACUGCCUUAAAUGUAAUCAAAAUUGCUCUGGGUCUAGAAAAUUUGUACGGAGCAAGUCACGCGGAUGAGUUAUUUUAUUUAUUCUACAAUUAUUUAAACGAAGAUUCUUAUAAAAAUCAAGAAUUGAGGGAAAUCGUCUUUAAGGUGACGAAACUUUGGACGGAUUUUGCUAAAACUGGAAAUCCAACCCCUGACAAUAGUUUGGGGGUAACAUGGAAACCCUACACCACCGAAGGAAAUGAGUAUUUUAAUCUAGAUGACUCGUUUUCUAUGGGAUGGAGUGCAGAUAAGGAAAGAAUGGAUUUUUGGGACACAAUCUACGAUGAAACUGGCCUUCAGCAUUUGAAAUACAAAAACUUUCCAUUCCAAAAGAAAUCUGGAGAAACCAGUAUCACUAUUCUGAGUGAUAAUUUAUGUGACAAA
This is a messenger RNA of Brenthis ino (lesser marbled fritillary), 3012 nucleotides long. The record is from the annotation of a GenBank genome assembly. Lineage: Eukaryota; Metazoa; Arthropoda; Insecta; Lepidoptera; Nymphalidae.